AUGGAGGAACUUCGCGUUACCUUUACUAAGCGUCUUACGAAACCAUUAGAAUAUCGUAAAAAGCAACUCGAACAGUUAUAUCAUUUAAUCGAAGAAAACAAGGAAGAAUUAUCUGAAGCAUUAUAUAAAGAUUUGCAUAAAUCUAAGAUUGAAUCAUUAAUUGCAGAAAUUGGAACAAUUAGACAAGAAUGCUUGGAAGCACUUAAUCAUUUGUACGAAUGGGCUGCCCCGGAAUCUGUUAAAACCAAAAUGAUAUAUAAGAUGAAUAAGUGCUAUAUUAGAAAAGAUCCUGUCGGUACUGUGCUUAUAAUUGGAGCAUGGAAUUAUCCAGUCACCCUAUUAUUAACACCAUUCGUCGGAGCCAUAGCAGCUGGCUGUACUGCAAUAUUAAAACCAUCAGAAUUGGCAGUCAACACUGCGGCGGUGAUCGCAAAGCUCUUUCCAAAAUAUUUGGAUCAAAAUGCUUAUCGAAUUAUAAACGGAGGUGCCACCGAGACAAUGGCAUUAUUAGAGUAUCGAUUUGAUCAUAUAUUUUAUACCGGUUCUGGUGCUGUUGGAAAGAUAAUUAUGACAGAAGCUGCUAAACAUUUGACCCCUGUUACUUUGGAGUUGGGAGGAAAGAAUCCAGUUAUUCUAGCCGAUGAUGCUGAUAUCCCUAUAAGUGCUAAGCGAUUGGUCUGGGGUAAAACCUUUAAUUCUGGGCAGACGUGUAUUGCCCCGGAUUAUAUUAUUUGUACACGUGAUACACAAGAAGCUUUGGUAAAGGAAAUACCAAAAGCCAUCAAGGAUUCUUAUGGAAGAAAUCCACAAAAAUCUCCAGAUUAUGGUCGUAUAAUUAAUCAACGGCAUUUUGAUCGCUUGUCAAAUCUACUUUCACAAACGAAUGGAAAAGUAGUAAUUGGUGGCAAUUCGGAUCGUGAUGAUUUAUAUUUUGAACCAACUAUAGUUAUUGAUGUACCUAAGGUUGAUAGUUUAAUGCAAGAGGAGAUAUUUGGACCUGUCUUGCCUAUUGUUGUAGUUGAAAAUAUCGAUGAAUCCAUUAAGUAUAUCAAUGAAAGAGAUACUCCGUUGGCUUUGUAUCCUUUCUCUAGAAGUGAUAAGACUGUAAAAUACAUUUUGGAUAAUACUCGAUCUGGUGGCGUAGUUAUUAACGAUACUAUGCUACAUUAUGCCGUAUCAACUCUUCCGUUUGGAGGAACUGGAGCAUCAGGUAUAGGAGCAUAUCACGGUCGUCAUUCAUUUGAUAUAUUCACACAUAAAAGAAGCGUAAUGAGUUCACCGUUAGCACUCGAAAAGUUAUUAACAACCAGAUAUGCACCGUAUA
Messenger RNA from Funneliformis geosporum, 1324 nucleotides. NCBI's taxonomy places the organism in Eukaryota, Fungi, Glomeromycota, Glomeromycetes, Glomerales, Glomeraceae. The record is from the annotation of a GenBank genome assembly.